Molecule: messenger RNA, 489 nt
Organism: Arabidopsis thaliana (thale cress)
Lineage: Eukaryota; Viridiplantae; Streptophyta; Magnoliopsida; Brassicales; Brassicaceae
Exons: 6
Coding region: 1-489 (162 amino acids)
Source: RefSeq, marked reviewed
AUGGGAAUUGGGCCUAUUAAAGCCCAAUUACUAAUACUAAAAGAAAGUAAACUCAGAGAAGGGCCCAUAUCCAAGCAUACUAACGGCAAGGACGGUAUAAAGGUGCACGCCGGCGAGAUCGAUUUGAACGGUGACGGCGAAUGUGACGGCGAAGAAACCUUCCGGGGAAUCCAGAUUCCGAUCAGAGCAUCUCUGGAGGAGGAAGAGAUCAUCAAUGUUAGUUUGGGAGAAAAUGAUAUGUGGCCAAGCGAGAAUGCAAAGGAAGAAGAGGGAGGAUUAAUACUUCAAACAAAGCUCGAAAAACUCAUAGGUUGUGGUGCGCUAAAUUAUGCUAGGGAUCCCGGUGAUGUAACGGUGGAAGCAACUAUACUUACAAGUACUGAUUUGAUGCCGAAGAUUUACCAGAAUUGUGUUACAGGAAAUGCCGAAGAUUUACCAGAAGAAGUCUUGGCUAAGAAUAAAGUCCUUAUCUCCGCAAUUGGCACCUGA